CCAUAUCAGUAGAUAGUAACGGUACGUGCGGUGAAACUACCGUACCUGUUGUUGUCUGUAGUGUAUUUCGUCGUUGCCCACCAACCGAAAAGGUGGUGCAAACAGAGACCCGGGAACAGAACGAUCCACACGAGCAAGAGCCAUCCUCUUCGUCAACGAAACUACGGCAAUCGCGCUGCGUGUCGUCACACGGAAGGAUUGGUGUGUCUCCUGCCGACGGCAGCCGGAACGUCCCGUUUGCCCGUGCCGAGCCACACGCACAGCCGGCAUCGGAGCCGUCGCCGAAGACAGAGAUGGUCUUCGAUCGACCGGCCGGCACCGUUUCCGGUGCAGCCUCCAACGGCGAUUCGUGCAGGGASCUCUGCUCGAGCGAUGCGCACGGGGAUCGGCGGCGGGUCGCCGUGAUUCGCCUCGAACGGCGGGAUUCUGCUCCGGCACCGACAACGCGCAGCAGCAGCAGAAGAGGCAGCAGAGGCACCAACAGCAGGUCCCCGUCCCGCUCACCGAGACCGACGGGCCGGAGGAAAACGAGCKGCAAGGCCCCGGGGUGGAUGCGGUCCAUCGCGCUCGGGAUCGCGGUGGCAGCGCUCGACACAACGCACCGCUGGCGGUGUGCCGAAKGCUUUGCUCCGAACCCGCAAGCCAAUCCGUCCGCGCAYCACCGCAACCCCUGCCCGAUCCGAGAAGCCCGCCACAGAUCUCGGACGGCUUCGACCACCCACGGCCCGUGGCACGCUACGGCUCGUUCGUUGCGUUCGCCGCUGCUUUUCUCGAGCUUGCCGUCGUCCUGCCUGGAGCGGGACACCACGAACGCGAUCCCGCUGGAAUGGAUCGAGUUUUACGCCCCCGACGAGGCAUCCGGCGAGGCGCGGGCCCCCGUACUCUUUCUCCACGGCCUGCUGGGAAGCAAGCGCAACUUUGCSACGUGCGCCACCAUGCUGGCCAGACAGAUCGACAAGAAACGGAGAAUCAUCGGUGUCGACCUGAGGAACCACGGCGACACGCAGCCGUGGUCCGAGAACAGUAAGUUUGUCCUCCCGGUCGAGAAAGAACGAAUCGAUCGACAACGGUGGACGACCGGAUGCCGCGUUUCCGGCUCUGCAAUGCGAGCACGCGGAUGCUUUGUUCCUUUCCUCUAAUGAAUUUGUUUCGGUGUCGUCGCGUGUUUUGGUUUUGUCGCAUAUUGUCUCUGCAUGGCGUUUUCUUUUGCUUUGAUAGUGUCGUAUCCUAGCAUGGCCCAAGGUAAGACCACCGAGUUCGAUUGUCGUUGUGCACGUCGAUUAUCACUUCGUUUUGGAUGGGUUGAAAUUUGAAAAAGAAAUUCUGCAAUUGGCUGACAGCUAUUUCUCKUGRUGUUGAAACCAUAGACGUGGUUCAAUUUCUUCAGUCCCAGAACAUCGAAAACGCCAUCUUGGUUGGACACGUACGUAAAUUUUUGUCACAGUAGUUGCGAYCCGGGCCCUCGGCUCCGCCAAUCGUUGUUUGUUCUAAUGCCACUGUUUUCUCGAACCUUGCAACAGUCCAUGGGGGGCAAGGUGGCGCAGGCACUCGCCCUGCUCCAUCCCGAGUAUGUGGCGGGCCUCGUCGUGCUGGACAUAGCCCCGGUCACGUACACCCGCGAUGCGGAUCCGCACUGGAGGGCGGUGGAAGACAUCCUCCGCACCGUGCACGGUGUCAUCGAAGACGCGGAGGCAACGGGCGAGGAGCCCAACAAACGAGAGAUCGAUCGCUCCCUCCGGAAGUCCAUCCCGGACCCCGCCCUCCGUGCGUUCGUGCUGACGAACUACGACAGCAGGAACAACCAGUGGAAGGUCCCUAUAGGAACCAUGGUGAAGGAGCUCGAGCAGAUUGCCGGCUUUGAUUUAACGCCCGAUUCGGAAGCACUGGUGGUGARCGAACCAUCAUCUUCCUUGUCUUCGACCUACGAAGGAGACGUCUUCAUUAUCAACGGGGGACAGUCUCGGUUUGUCCGGCAUGCAUACAUGGAUCAAAUCGCGUCUUAUUUUCCCAACCACAUGUUGACAACCAUUCGAGGUUCCGGUCACUGGGUCCACGCAGAAGCGCCCGACGAUUUGGUUGCGCUUUUGAAACGAUAUUUGGAUCGAUGAGAAAUAAGAAAAUAACGAUUAAUUAUAAGGCAUCUCUGUAUGAAUACCAUCUUUACGCCAUAUCUGAUAAUGUUAAUAUGUUGUAGUAAUAAUGAGCGAAAUUCUUCUGUUCAUGCUUUCGUGCAUUUGUCCCCAUUUUCCUCUGCAAGUUUCGACAGGACAUCCAGGAUCUUGUCCUGACGCGACAGUGCGUGGCUACAAAUGAUACCAACGAUGGAGUGAACUGGAAUCGGAGGCAGUGCCCGCAACAGAUUCCAAGCAUGCUCCUGAGUCAUUGGGUACAAAGUGUGCUCCGUUAGAAUUUGAUUCAACCCUUCGUCUCCCAUGUACCCGUAUAACAUGGCUGCCCAAGGAGAACGUUUGGUGUCAAACGAUGAUUCGGAUCUUCGACCCUCAGCGAGGAUUUGGAAUACCAUUUCGUUGCAUUGUUUCAAGGAUUCCUCGGGUGGGUCUUCGCAGCAAUGCAACGGUUGUCUUAAAAAGUCUGAUACCCUUACUUUUGAAAAAGGAAGCCCUGAAGUUUGGCGCUGCAUCAUUUGGGCACGCUGCAUCAUCGAUGGAUCUUUCGUAACAAGCCCACUGCCCCUGCGUUUCGCUGCCCGUAAAUCCCCGGUAAACAAAGAAAUUGGUGCAUCUCCAUCUGUUAACACAGCCACAGCAGAUAAUAGACUCAUAGCGACUAG
Messenger RNA from Pseudo-nitzschia multistriata, 2791 nucleotides. NCBI's taxonomy places the organism in Eukaryota, Bacillariophyta, Bacillariophyceae, Bacillariales, Bacillariaceae. The record is from the annotation of a GenBank genome assembly.